This is a messenger RNA of Populus trichocarpa (black cottonwood), 1745 nucleotides long. RefSeq lists its product as uncharacterized. The record is from RefSeq and is a predicted model, not a curated record. Bases 214 to 1467 code for a protein of 417 amino acids. The transcript is spliced from 11 exons. Gene Ontology annotation, biological process: transcription by RNA polymerase II; transcription initiation at RNA polymerase II promoter. Gene Ontology annotation, cellular component: transcription factor TFIIA complex. Lineage: Eukaryota; Viridiplantae; Streptophyta; Magnoliopsida; Malpighiales; Salicaceae.
CCUUUAUUCUCUUUUCUCGUCCGCCUCUUCUCUCGUCUCUCUCUCUGAACUUCAUCCUCUCUCUUCCCUCCACAAAUCCAAACCCUAGAAAUCCCUGUUUCCUUUCCAAAACGAUUUUCUUAUGAUUUAUGUCUUAAAUCAUCUCUAUUAGGGUUUAGAUAUUAUAAAAAACGGUAGAAUUGAAUUAUUUGAUAAAAAAUUGAGAGGAGAGGAAUGGCGUCAUCGGAUGCAACAAGCCCCGUUUACAUCAACGUCAUCGAAGACGUCAUCAACAAGGUCCGCGACGAGUUCAUCAAUAACGGUGGGCCCGGUGAGACCGUCCUUUAUGAGCUUCAAGGACUUUGGGAGACGAAAAUGAUGCAAGCAGGUGCUAUAUGUGGUACAAUAGAUAGGUCAUCAGCUAAUAAGCUGCCGGUACCUGGUGGUCCAAUUACUCCAGUACACGACCUUAAUGUACCGUAUGAAGGGACCGAGGAAUAUGAGACUCCCACUGCUGAGAUACUCUUCCCUCCUACACCAAUGCAAACACCCAUGCAGACGCCAUUACCAGGAAGUGCGCAAACACCUUUACCUGGAAGUGCGCAAACACCUUUACCUGGAAAUGCGCAAACACCUUUACCUGGAAGUGUGGACAAUUCAUCCAUGUAUAACAUUCCUACUGGAUCUAGUGAUUAUCCCACCCCUGUCAGUGAUGCUGGGGGCAGUACCGAUGGAAAAGCUGGGAGACCCAGCCCUUUCAUGCAACCUCCCACUUGGAUGCAUCAAAGGCCGCCUCUUAGUGUUGAUGUCAAUGUUGCUUAUGUUGAAGGGCGGGAUGAGGUGGACAGAGGGACCUCUCACCAAGCCUUGACACAGGACUUCUUCAUGCCUUCUGGAAAACGGAAGCGCGAGGAUUUUGCUCCGAAAUAUAACAAUGGUGGAUUCAUACCCCAGCAAGAUGGAGCUGGGGAUUCUGCUUCUGAGGUUUCUCAGGUAAGCCAAGGGAAUGAUCCUCUUGGAAGAUGUGACACUAGCACCACUAAAAAUAAAGAGAUCUUAGCACGUGUGUCGAGGUCAUAUUUGAAGAUUCCUCAAGUGGAUGGGCCAAUUCCUGAUCCUUAUGAUGAUGUGCUUUCUACUCCCAAUAUAUACAAUUAUCAAGGAGUUGCCAAUGAAGAUUACAACAUAGCAAACACACCAGCUCCCAAUGAUCCACUGGCAAGUACCCCAGCUGUUGUCAGUCAAAAUGAUGUUGCUGAUGAUGAUGAUGAUGAUGAGCCGCUGAAUGAAGAUGAUGAUGAUGAUGAGGAUCUGGAUGAUGUGGACCAAGGAGAGGAGCUGAAUACGCCGCAACAUUUGGUUUUAGCUCAAUUUGACAAGGUGACCCGUACCAAGAGCAGGUGGAAAUGCAUACUCAAGGAUGGUAUUAUGCAUAUAAACAACAAGGACAUUCUCUUUAAUAAGGCAACAGGAGAAUUUGACUUUUGAUUUUGUUAGGGGAAUGUCUGCUUGGCAGCUAGUAUCAUUUGCUUUUAGUGGACGUAUCCUGAGUUACCACUGGUUGUGUGGUAAGGUUUCUCAAAAAUGUCCUCUAGUGAGAGCUCAAGGGAAGUGAGCGAGAUGCUUUUUUUUUUUUUUGAAUUGAAACCCUUUUGAAUGGGUUGGAUGGUUGGCCUAUUGUACAUAAAGGAAGAGCUUUUCAGCUUUUAUAAUGUAUGACUGCAGGAGGUUUUUCUUGAGAUUCCAAUGUAAUUUCAUUUAUGUCA